This is a messenger RNA of Thyridium curvatum, 1245 nucleotides long. RefSeq lists its product as uncharacterized. NCBI's taxonomy places the organism in Eukaryota, Fungi, Ascomycota, Sordariomycetes, Thyridiales, Thyridiaceae. The coding region runs from base 1 to 1245 and encodes 414 amino acids. The transcript is spliced from 3 exons. Gene Ontology annotation, molecular function: FAD binding. The record is from RefSeq and is a predicted model, not a curated record.
AUGGCUGUCGAAGACACAAAGCCAAUCAUCGUCAUCGGUGCCGGCCUCGUCGGCCUCACCUUGGCCCAAGGCCUGAAGAAGGCCGGGUUCGACUUUCGCAUCUACGACCGGGAUAACAGCAUCGACGAGCGCCCGGCGGGCUGGGGCAUCACGAUGGACUGGGCGAUGCCCUCCCUGCAGGCCUGCCUCCCGCCAGAAGUCUUUGCGCAGAUCCCGUCGAUUCAGGUCAAUCCCAAGUCCGGCCACAAAGCGGACGAUCGCUACCGCUUCUUGAACCUGGAGACAGGGGAAGAAAAGAGCUCCGUCCCGGCGUCGACGCUCUACCGGCUGAACCGCAAAAAGUUUCGACAUCUUCUCGCGACCGACAUCGAAGUGAACUGGGGACGUCGCUGCACGGGAUUCGAUACCACGGACGACGGCGUCGUGGUGCAUUUUGCAGACGGGACUCGGAUCGAGGGCUCCCUCCUGCUCGCCGUGGACGGCAAGAACAGCACCGUCAAGCGGCAGCUCAUAGGCGAGGAGAGCGCGCGGCUCAACCCCCUCCCCGUGGGGUUCAUAGGCCUGACGCUCAAGAUGCCCCGGGAGCAGAUGCAACCCUUCCUCGACAUCCACCCGGUCAUCUGGCAAGGGUGCCACCCGGGCACGGGCUACUUUGUCUUCUUCUCGGCGCUGUCCACGCCCGAGACCAACGGCAGCGCAGCGGCCGCGGGCGGCGAGUACUACGAGGGCCAGUUCAACAUGAGCUGGAUGGUGGACCGGCACGGGGAGACGCCCCGGACCGCGCCGGAGCAGAUCGCCAAGGCCAAGGGGGCGGCCGUCGCGGGCACGGGCAUGUUCCCGACGCUGAGGCAGGCCAUCCUGGGAAUCCCCGACGACAGCCCGGCGCUGGGGAUCAAGCUGGAGGACUGGCCGACGCAGAGGUGGCCGUCGCGCGGCGGCCGGGUGACGCUGCUGGGGGACGCGGCGCACACCAUGACCAUGUAUCGCGGCGAGGCAGCCAACCAUGGCAUAUACGACGCCGUCGAGCUGGUCCGCCAGCUCCAGCAGUGGAGGGGCGGCGCCAAGUCUCGCGAGGAGGCGCUGCGGGACUACCAGCUGGAGGUCGCGGAGAGGACGUACGAGGCCGUGCUGCUCAGCCGGUACGCCUGCCUGGAGUCGCACGAUCUCGACAACAUGAGCGAGGAGAGCAACGUCUUGAAUGUCCGGAUCCAUAGCGCAGAGAAAUCCGUCAGAGGCCACAUAUGA